Messenger RNA from Zootoca vivipara (common lizard), 2307 nucleotides. RefSeq names its product vesicle-trafficking protein SEC22b-B. NCBI's taxonomy places the organism in Eukaryota, Metazoa, Chordata, Lepidosauria, Squamata, Lacertidae. Gene Ontology annotation, biological process: endoplasmic reticulum to Golgi vesicle-mediated transport; retrograde vesicle-mediated transport, Golgi to endoplasmic reticulum. The record is from RefSeq and is a predicted model, not a curated record. Gene Ontology annotation, molecular function: SNAP receptor activity.
AAAUGCAGCCACGAUAGCCAAAGCAGCUCAGCCCAUCUAGCUAUAUAAUACUAAUUGCAACAUAUAUAUAUUGCAAAACUCCCACAAUGACUAAAAUCAACACAAGCUAAAGAGAUGCUGCUGCUGCUGCAGCUGCAAACGAUAUUAAUAGCAGGAUAUUACCUCCAAGGCGAAAGAGAGGAGGAGACCUUCGGAGGCCAGGCGGGGCGUGCGCCAAACUAGCCUGGUGCCAAACUAACUUCUUGGCGGCGUCGCUCCGCCCCGUUUCGCCCGCGAUUUGCAUCCCUCCCGUCGGCCACGUCAGCCGGGAGUCCGGGUCCGGCAGCAGCCUCCGGAGGGAAGGGGGAGAGGGAUACAGAGUACCCUCCCCUUUUAAAAAAAAAUCCUAGGACACCCCCCCCAAAGUCAGGAUGGUCUUGCUUACCAUGAUUAGCCGGGUCCAAGACGGGCUUCUCCUGGCAGCUUCUAUGCAAGAAACGGAGCAGUCAAACCGGAACUUCCAAGAAUAUCACAGCCAAGCGAAGCAACUUUUCCGGAAGCUCGGGGAGCAUUCGCCGAACCGCUGUUCCUUGCAGGCUGGGGCGAUGACUUUCCACUAUCUGAUCAGCCAGGGCAUUUGCUACCUGACGCUGUGCGAAGCUGCUUACUCCAAAAAGCUGGCCUUCGCCUUCCUGGAGGAGCUGCAAGCCGAAUUCUGGGAGCUGUAUGGGAAGAAGGUGUCCUCCGUGUCACGGCCGUACGCCUUCAUCGAGUUUGACCUCUAUAUCCAGAAGCUGAAGAAAUCCUACCUGGACACCUGGUCCAAGCGCCACCUGAGCAGCAUCAACAUGGAACUACAGGAUGUUCAGAAAAUCAUGGUGACCAACAUUGAAGAGGUGCUCCAACGCGGAGAGGCCUUAUCAGCUCUGGAUUCCAAGGCCAGCAACCUGUCAACUCUCUCCAAGAAAUACCGCCAUGACGCCAAACUCCUCAACAGCCGUUCCGCCUACGCCAAAGCUGCCGCUACCAGUCUUGUCUUUGUCAUACUUAUGAUCUACAUACGCUUCUGGUGGCUGGUGUGACCCAGCGCUGCCUUCCUUCUUCCCUCCUUCUUUGGUCCUGCCUCAUACGGGGAUCUGUGAAGAGAGCGGGCGGGGUUGUUCUGCACCCCCCUCGCUCUGCCCUCCGCCAAAAGUCCGCUGUAGCAACUCUGGGAGAAAUGAGAACUUGUGGAACUUGUUACUAUUUUCAAGUAUGGCACCAUUUGCCACCCUGCGGCUCAACCUGGAAUGACAACCGGUUGAGAGAAAUUCAGCAAAAGGGACUGUUUGUAAUUGCGAUGAGUGUGGUUGCUUCUUUUUUUGCUUUUAACCUGCAGAGUUCUGCAGCUUCCUUUGUCUUUUCAAUGGACAGGGAGAAGAGAGAGGAGCCCCCUGUUUUGGCAGAUCAGAAGAACAGCCUACGCACAGAGUCCCAUGGCAUCUUCAAAACUACCUAGGUGGGGAACUUGUUCCUCUACAGAUGUUGAUGGGCUCCCAUCUGCUUCAGCCACUAUGUCCCAUUGGUCAGAGAUGCUGGGAGUUAUAGUUCAGGAACAACCACAGGUGUUCCCCUCCUUGCUGUAGAAGCUCUGAAUACCACCAAGUUAGAUAUGUUGGUGCAGCUGUUGCAGACAGAGAAACCCUGCUUGAAAAAAAAGAUGCUUGAAAAAAAAGUUUCUGAGUUAAGAUCAUGGUGCUUUUUCAAUAAAAGUUAUUUUCCAUGAAACUGGGAGCAGGCGACUUGACAGUGGGCGGGGGAAGAAGGAAAAACUGCUCGUAAAAAAAACUCCGAAGCUAGUACAUUUAUUUUAGCAGUACGUUUUCAGAUAUUCAGGGCUUAGCCGGAGUUCCAGCAAGAGCCAGUCCAGAACCCAAUUUUCAAUCCAAGGAUAUGUGACUUGAUGACACAAGGGGAGAGUGUCCUUGAGCAUGUGCAGAGUGUAGGCGAGGGUUACCUUUUUGUACUGGCCUUUAAUGGCACCCUGCCACGCCUGAAAUUAGGCGGGGGGCGGGCAGUGCUUCGAAUGAACCAGUUUGGUUUAGCGAAGCGGACUGAAUUCGUUCAAAAAUCUCUGAACCACGCCUAAAAGUCAUCCUAAUGAUUUCUGGGUGAACUGAAUGCAAAAUAAGUUUGGGUUUUAUUGUGUGUUGGGUGUGUUUGUAGAACUUUCAACAGUUUCUAGCUCAUUUUCAGGUUUGUUGGCUUGCAUGUUUUGUUUUGUUUUGACUCUUUGGGCUUUUAAGCUUAAAGAUCAUAAUUGCUGGGGGAAAUAUAUCUUAAAAACUG